Bufo gargarizans (Asiatic toad) is the source of this 3703-nucleotide messenger RNA. It is a transcript of the gene TGFBRAP1, whose product is annotated as transforming growth factor beta receptor associated protein 1. The transcript is spliced from 12 exons. Gene Ontology annotation, cellular component: membrane; cytoplasm. Bases 91 to 2700 code for a protein of 869 amino acids. The record is from RefSeq and is a predicted model, not a curated record. Lineage: Eukaryota; Metazoa; Chordata; Amphibia; Anura; Bufonidae. Gene Ontology annotation, biological process: vesicle-mediated transport; autophagy; endosomal vesicle fusion.
CUUUUAUGUAACACGUGACACAGACAGAGAGGAGGCCCGGGGCAGCCACAGCACAGCCAGGACGCCCUGGGGCUCCCUCUCUAUUUUGCCAUGAGUGUUCAGGCGUUCAGACUGGUGUGCGCUUCCGAGAAGGAGCAUCUUCCCCCAGGGAUACAGAUUGAGUGUUUGGAGUGCUGUGGACAUGACCUGUACGUUGGCACUAAUGACGGCUGCAUUCACCAUCUCCUGCUAGUAGAAGAAAACAACACACAGGUGACUGGCCUCACCUUGGUUCAGCCGUCUGAUCACACUAGCUUCACAACCACCCGACAACAUUCUAGACAGUUGGGUUUAAAGAAGCCAGUAUGUGAACUGAGAGCGGCCUCGGCCCUGGGGCGGUUACUAGUGCUGUGUGAUAACACCAUCACUUUGCUGAGCAGUGACUCUCUGGAGCCAGUUGCAGGAACUAAGAUUCGGGGGGUGCUCAGCUUCACCCUCAAUGAGAAUCCGGUGAGUGGAGACCCCUUCAGUGUGGAGGUUUGUCUGAUCUCUUCUAAGAAACGCACUGUACAGAUCUUCAGUGUGGGUCAGGAGCGGGUACAGCUAGUGCGGGAAGUCACCACACCAGAGCAGCCCUGUGCACUAGCAGCAGAUGGACAUUUUCUGUGCCUGGCCCUCAGCAGCCGCUAUGUUACCCUGAACUAUAAUACUGGACAUUGCCAGGACCUUUUCCCCUAUCCUAGUGAGCAGAAGAGGCCGAUCAUAAAGAGGAUCAGCAGACAGGAGUUUCUUCUGGCUGGACCCGGAGGUUUAGGGAUGUUUGCCACAGUAGCAGGAAUCUCUCAGCGCGCACCAGUUCGUUGGUCAGAAAAUGUGAUUGGCGCAGCAGUAUCUUUUCCCUAUGUGUUGGCUUUGGAUGAGGAGUUUGUCACAGUGCACAGCAUGCUGGAUCAGCAGCAGAAGCAAAGCCUGCCGCUCAAGGAAGGUAUCAUUCUGCAGGACUUCGAAGGUAGGGUAAUAGUAGCAACCAGUAACGGGGUGUAUGUUUUAAUACCCUUGCCUUUGGAAAAGCAGAUACAAGACCUUUUAUCAAACCAGAGAGUCGAAGAAGCUCUUGUACUUGCCAAAGGUGCACGGCAUAAUAUUCCAAAGGAGAAAUUUCAGGUUAUGUAUAGAAGAAUCCUGCAACAGGCUGGGUUUAUACAGUUUGCUCAGCUUCAGUUUUUAGAAGCAAAAGAAUUAUUCAGAAGCAGUCAUCUCGAUAUCCGGGAACUCAUCUCUCUCUACCCCCUCCUCCUUCCAUCUUCCUCUUCAUUUAUCCGUGCGCACCCUCCGCUACAUGAAUAUGCUGAUCUCAAUCAGCUGACACGAGGCGACCAGGAAAAAGUUGGAAAGUGCAAAUGUUUUCUCAUGUCCUACUUAAGUGAAAUCCGCAGCACAGAAGUGGCAAAUGGGUACCAGGAAGAUGUAGAUACUGCUUUGCUAAAACUUUAUGCUGAAGCAGAUCAUGAGAGCCUCUUGGAUCUACUGGUCUCCGAUAAUUCCUGUGAGGUGUCAGAUGGCACAGCCUGGUUGGAGAAGCACAAAAAAUAUUUUGCACUUGGUUUACUGUAUCACUACAACAAGCAAGAUGCUGCUGCCGUGCAGGUUUGGGUAAGAAUUGUGGAUGGUGAGGUUGAAGACAACACUCGGCCAGACCUCUUUGAGUAUAUAGUGGACUUCCUGACGUUCUCCAAAGACCAGCUACUGGUGUGGCAAUAUGCAGACUGGGUUUUGCAGAAAAGUGAGCAGGUUGGAGUUCAGAUCUUUACAAAACGGUCAUUAGAAGAACAGUUACAAAAUGGCUUCUGUCCAGAUAAGAUUGUCGAUCAUCUCUGCAAGUACCGCAAGGCUUUACUUAUCUACCUGGAACAUUUAGUCAAAGAAAAGAACAUUCAGAAAGAAAAAUACCACACACACCUAGCUGUGCUGUAUCUUGAAGAAAUCCUGCGUCUGAAGUCUGUGGAGUCUUCAGACCCGACUGAGCUGGAAGAUCUGCGUCAAAGGUUUCAGAAACUGUUACAGCAGUCAGAUUUGUAUCGGGUUCUCUUGCUGAUCGAUAAAAUCAAAGGCACGGAUAUGCACAUGGAGCGGGCAAUAUUACAUGGGAAGCUGGAGGAACACGACCAGGCUUUAAAUAUCUUAGUUCAUCAUUUGAAAGACUUUGCUGCAGCGGAGAGCUAUUGUAUGUGGAACUCACAAGACAGGGAUGCUUCUUAUCGCAAAAGACUCUUCCAGCUCCUCCUUUCCUCCUACCUCACACCAUCCACGCCUGACAAUUCACUGACCGUGGCCGCCGUAGACUUGUUAAAUAACCACCCUACAGAGUUUGAUGCAUCCAGUGUGUUGCGUCUAUUACCAGAAAACUGGUCAGUGCAGCUUCUUUCCCCAUUUCUAGCUGGGGCCAUGAGGGAGCAUGUUCAUGCAUUAAGAACGUCCCAGAUAGCAUUAGGACUGGCAAAAGCGGAGAAUAUAAUUUAUAAGAAAGAGAAGCUCAAUAUGAGGGAUAAGCCAGUAAUUCUUUCAGAAAAGAAAUUUUGCCACGUGUGCCGGAAGCCAUUCCAAGAACCGGUGUUUGUCAGAAGCCCCAAUGGGCAUAUUGUCCAUACCCACUGUGCUGCAAGCCAGCGUGUUAACAGCAGCAUUGACGGCCAUAUGUCCAAGCCUAGUAAACGAACUUGAGAUAAAAUCAUUGAGUUGGAGGUACUUGCUCUAACUUCUGAUGACAAGAUCUCCUGAAAGGUGAACUGUGAAGCAUCCAUGUGAAGUAAUGAAAACGAUUUAUGAAUAAUCGUGAAGGCAGAAGUCUGUCAAUAUCAUCUGACCUGGAAGGAUGUGGGGUGCAGGGAGAUUGUAUGGCAUAUGUAACACAGUUCUUUGAACAAUAGUGAACCUCAUCAGAAUCAUUAUUGUGAACUUAUAUGAAGCUUUUUGCAUUUUUAAAGGUAUUUGCACUGAAGAUAUUUUGCAUAUGCUGUGAUGGGAUAUAUAACCCUUUCAAGUCCACCAUAGGUUCAUUCAUGUGUGGAAAAUGACCUAUGUAGGCAUAAGCAACAAUGGUGGAGGAUGAUUUAUUGACAUGCUCCAUUAUGGAUGUCAUUUUGUAUUGUACCGCUUAUCUUCCACCAGAUGAUACCAUGAUUGCUCAGAACAUUCCACAGGAGGCUGUCUGCUGUACCAUGAGGCCUUUGUGUGUCCAUCAGUAGAACAUAUGUCUUAUAUCACCUUUUUUGCCUAUAAAAUUCAAAUCAAGACAAGUUAUUAAAAGGGUUGUCCUGGCUUUAGAUGGUAAUAUCCUAUCAAGUGAAGGGGAACUGACCUGAGGAAACCCAGCACUGUCACUACACUGUGGAUAGAGCUGUCUGCUUCUGGUGCUGUACACUGUGUUAUCUCCAGUGCCAGCGGCUGCUGAGACCAGCUGAUCAGCAAUGGUGCAAGGUGCUGGACCCCACCAGUCAGUAAUUUAUAGGUCACCAAUAUCUAAAGCUUCGACAAUUCAUUUGCAGACAAAUUCCAUAUACUACAUGAUUUAUAUUUGACAUUUGUCUUGUGUUUUACACUUUUGUUAAUUGGUUCUUGUCUUCUAAAUUUUAAUCAGCAUAAAUUACUUGAUGGGGAUCAUGUCUUUAUUUCCUCCAAAAUUACACUUGCCCAUGUAAUAAUAAAAUAGCAUGGUUGAUUAUGA